Messenger RNA from Trypanosoma rangeli, 2343 nucleotides. RefSeq names its product putative gamma-tubulin complex subunit. Gene Ontology annotation, cellular component: centrosome; spindle pole; gamma-tubulin small complex. The transcript has a single exon. Gene Ontology annotation, molecular function: microtubule minus-end binding; gamma-tubulin binding. Bases 1 to 2343 code for a protein of 780 amino acids. The record is from RefSeq and is a predicted model, not a curated record. NCBI's taxonomy places the organism in Eukaryota, Euglenozoa, Kinetoplastea, Trypanosomatida, Trypanosomatidae. Gene Ontology annotation, biological process: meiotic cell cycle; microtubule nucleation; cytoplasmic microtubule organization.
AUGCCAGGCGGUGGGAGUGGCCCCGGAAGGGAAUCGCUGUUUUUGUCUAAGUGGCCCCUUACGGAGAAGGGCAGCCCGGUUAUGCGUGAAGGCAGCCCGAGGAUUAUCCCGUUUAGAGCCGCAACGCAGCUGCGUGGCGUGGCCACUGUGCCGCCCGCGUCGAGUGGAUCGUUGUCUAACGUUGCCCCCGCAAUACCUUCUGAGGCAGCGAACGACGACGUGCCUUGUCGCGUGACGGAGGAAGCGGGGGUGCGGGGCGGCAUGACCGGCAUCACCAACCUCACUGUGGGGAGCAACGGGUAUGGUGGGUUUGAACUGCCCGGGCGCAUUUUUGGUCGUCGAGAACGUGCUUCUGCAGACGUGAGCGGUGUGCGGCAGGAUGCGGUGUUGCUGAAGACUGCGACAGCAGCCUCCGGUGUGGUGCAGCGUCACCGUGACGUGGCGCAGCCCAUUGGGGACACCACGGAGGCUGCGCCACACGAGGGAGGCGUAACUGUUUCUUCCAUCGUCGGACACUCCUGCAGGGCCCUGUCGGAGGGCGAGUUUAUCUCGGACGUGCUGUUUAUGUGGAUGGGAGUUGAUAGGACGAAGUACUUUACCUACGAUGAGGCAUCCCAUCGGUACGCGGUUAAUGCGGAAAUGGGGACGGUGCGCCAGCGGCAGGCCGCUGUCACGCUGCAGGAGUGUGGCUGGCUGGCGCAUCAGAUUGAUGACGUGCUUGGAGGCAGCAACACCGAAAGGUCUUUUUUGCAGCAGAGUUUGCGUAGUGCGGUGCGGCGGCAGCUUUUGCAGUAUCAUUGCCUGGUGGCCUCCUUCCGGGAACGUCGGUCGCCGCCAAUGACAUUCAGUGAUUUGGUUGUCGCCUUCAAGAGGGUGCAGCCCAAACUUCACGUGCUCUUUACGAUUCUUCGUGAGACAGAGUCUGUGAAAGGUGGGGAGCUCGCCUCGAAGCUGCAGCGACUUGUGCAGCAGGGCUCCACUAGACUCUCCGCGCUGCUCUCGGAUGUAUACAUGGAAGCGGUGAGUCCGCUACUCUACAUGGCUGUGUCAAGCAUCACAAAAGGUGAGAUCUUGGACCCCUUUAACGAGUUUUUUGUGAAAUCUAACCCCCGAAUAGAUAACAUCUCCGACGCGUUUUGGUCCUCCAAGUUUGCACUUCUGCCAGAAAUGCUUCCCACCACCGUUCCACGCGCUUUGGCGGAGCAAGUGAUGCUGGUGACGAAGAACGUUAGUUUUAUCAGAAACUGUUGCCGGUGCAAGCAGUGGCACAUGGAUCCUGCCAUUGUGGCAGCGGCACAAAAUGCCUCGUUUGACACCAUUAGCGCGGUUGUUCGUGAUGCCGUGUGCUUUACAAACAAAGCCGUGCUGAAGUUGAUUCGUGAGGAGUUUCACCUUGACAACGUUUUUCGUAUGGUGAACGCCUUUCUGCUUGUUGGUAAUGGAGGUUUUUACGAGCUGCUCAUCCAUCGGUUAGACCCGGUGCUCAGCAGACUGAGUCAUAUGGUGCAAACAUCCAUUGUGCGAGACCACAUGCAGAGCACGCUGCUCGACAUUGUCCCCUACACGCGGAACCUCGACACGGAUCUCUUCUCGAUGAUGCAGUGUGAGUUGGUGAAGGACGACAAAAUUAUUGGGUGGGAUGCGUUUCUUGUGACAAUGUCAGUGCCCUCCCCACUCAAUAAUGUCUUUGACUUAACCUCCAUGAAAGUCUACCGACGUCUCUUCCGCAUCAUGUUCAAAGUCAAGCGGGCCGAGGUUGCGCUGAAGAAGUCGUGGCGACAGAGCGUCGUCCUGGAUCGCAUCAUUGGACGACUGCACAACACAAGCCGUGAACUCACCGCCUGGCGCGAAGUUGCGGCGGACGCGCACCUCCUUGGGCUGCAGCUAAACCACUUCGUAAACAAUCUUUGGUCGUACCUUGUGGCGGAGGUCUCCACCGUCUCGUGGGACCUUCUCAUGAAGGCGCUGCGGCAAUGCACCUCACUGGACGACAUUCGAGCCGCCCACAUAGCGUACCUGCAGUACCUAACGCUCCACUCCCUUCUUCACGGUGACUGCGCCUCGAUGCGUCAGAACAUUGAGAGCGUUCUCAGCAUCGUUCGGCAGUACGUUGGGGCCCAGGCACUCCUGACCUCGUUGCUGGAGCGCGGGAGCGGAGACGUGUUCUCCAUCAAGUGUGAGUACCAACGCCUGGCGGAUGACUUUCAGCGAGAGAUUACGUCGCUUCUCACAACAUUGGAGGAGCAGCACCUGCAGUUUGACUUUCUGAACUUUCUCCUUCUUCGGCUCAAUUUUAAUUACUUCUACCACGACACGCUGUGCGGAAGCAACACGGAGUUUUAG